This is a messenger RNA of Eublepharis macularius, 5820 nucleotides long. It is a transcript of the gene CRYBG2, whose product is annotated as crystallin beta-gamma domain containing 2. The record is from RefSeq and is a predicted model, not a curated record. Gene Ontology annotation, biological process: lens development in camera-type eye; visual perception. Gene Ontology annotation, molecular function: structural constituent of eye lens. NCBI's taxonomy places the organism in Eukaryota, Metazoa, Chordata, Lepidosauria, Squamata, Eublepharidae. The transcript has 19 exons. Bases 423 to 5276 code for a protein of 1617 amino acids.
AACAGUUUCCUUCACCAGCGGAUACCAAGCGAUCCUGUUCUCCAGCAGACACAAAGCAGUCCCGUUCUACAGCAGAUACAAGGCAGUCUCGUUCGGCAGCAGAUACCAAGCGAUCCUUUUCUCCAGCAAAUGCAAAGCAGCCCCAUUCUCCAACAGAUACAAGGCAGUCUCCUUCACCAGCAGAUGCCAAGCGAUUCUUUUCUCUUGCAGAUAACAAGCGAUCCUUUUCUCCAGCAGAUACGAGGCAGUCCCCUUCACCUGCAGAUGCCAAGCGAUUCUUUUCUCUUGCAGAUAUCAGGCAAUGCCUUUCUCCAUCAGAUGCAAGACAGUCUCCUUCACCAGUGGAUACCAAGCGAUCCUUUUCACCAGCAAAUACCAAGAGGUGCCAUUCUCCCACAGAUGCGAGGCAGUCUCCGUCACUCAUGGAUACCAAGCGAUCCUUUUACCCAGCAGAGAUCAGGGAGUUCUAUUCUCUAGCUGAUAGGAGGCAAUCUACUUUACCAGCAGAUACCAGGCGGUCUCGUUCUCCAACUGGAACCAGGCAAUCUCGCUCUGCAGCAGAGAGGAGGCAAUCCCAUUCUCCAGCAGAUACCAGGAGGUCUGUUUCUCCGGCAGAAACCAGGCAGUCUUCUUUCCUGCCAUAUACCCGAAGCCAAUCUCCCUCGGCAAGUAGCCGGCAUUCCUCUUCUUCAGUAGAUAAACCGUGUUCAUCUUCCCCAGUGGAUAUACAAUGUUCUUCUUUACCAGAUAUCAGGCAGGCUGUUUCCCAGGAGGGUGCCAGGCACUCAUCUGUGAUGGACAUCAAGCAGCGGUUUUGUCCAACAGACACCAAGUCCCCGUCUUCCCCAGUGGAUGGUAGGUCUUCUUCUUCUUCAGCAGAUUCAAGAAGUUUCUCUCCCCCUUCAGAUGGGAGGCGUUCCCGCUCUCUCAGCCCACAUAGAGAUUUUACAGCUCACGGACCUGUGUUCUCACAAGUAUAUUUCCCAGGUUCAAAACCAAAUAAUCUAGUAGAAACAGAGGCACAAGACACUAACAGCACUGGAAUAGCCAGAUCCCAAGAAGAAAACCAUUAUUGUGAUACCACUAAUGGCAGUACAGCUGCUGGAUUUCCAAAAGAAAAUCAUACUCCAAACACAGCUGGAUCUCAGAAGGACAAUAUCCCCACUUCUGUCAGUGCCAGAGUGGCCCAGUUCCAGAAUGGAAGUUGUGUGUCAAACACACCUACCUCCAGUGCAGUCAAUGGAUCCUCAAAGGGAAGCCGCAUGACUGGUACCACCAUACUUAAAUCGCAAACAGAAAGCUACCUAUCAAGAGCUUCAAACUCUACUGUGUGUACCAAACCUUCCAAUGGAUCCUCUGCCACAAAUCAUGUGCCUCGUUUUGUUGGCUCCAGUACGUUGUCCGAAUCCCAAACCCAGUGGUACAAUUCAAAAGGUGGCAGCAUGGUUGUCUUUAGAUCUGAACAGCAAGUCAUUGUGCCCAAAGGAAAAAGUGGAACCGUGUACACAGCAGGUAAAGAAGUUAUCAUGUCCACUUCUGGGCCAGGGAGGGUGAGUAAAUCCCAGCAACAGUGGGGCCUUGCGCCAAACGCCACUGGCAAUGUUGCACCGAAAGAAAAUGGCCAGCAGCCCCAGGAUGAUGUCACUGGUGCCAAGUCCCCUAACUUAAGCCUCACAUCUGUUGCUGAUGUUUGCAACAGCUCCCUGGCAGCGCCACAGUCACAAACUUGCAUGACUCAACCCAGAGCUAAUGGUGUGAACGAUGCCCAAGGGCAAAGGUGUAUGCUUGAGCUGAGCCCUGCAAUCACAUCAAACAGAGAUGCUACCACAUGCGGGGAGGAAGCAGUUCAUUUUAGUCCACCCCAGAGUGACUGCAGCAUACACAACAAAGCUGUAUUCCAGAAGCACAGCAGCCCUGUCGCAGCAAGCAAAUCCGAGAAGGCAGAAAGCAUGCCUGAUUCCGGGGGCCCAAAAGCAAGAGGAUCAAACCAAGAAAGCUAUCAAACAAGGGGAGAGAAAGUUACUCCCAACGGAUUCAAAAUAACUUGGUGUACGUCUGGUGUUGGUGGAAAUGCAGGAGAAAGCAGCAUGCCAAGAAUCUUACUAGGGUCUCAGAAAACUGCUCCAUGGGAUCAAAAAGUCACCACUCAGACUGAGCGAAAGAAAGAAUGGAGUGAUCCAGCCAAAGAUGGCCUCAUCUUCUCACAAGAACCAGCAGUUAAUUUUAUGGAGAUCAACUCUUCUCAUGAACCCCUGAGCCAGAAAACAGGAAACAACGACACAACGACAGAAGAGGAACCUGAGGAAUCUGUUGACAUGGAACUUUUUGUGGACACCCUGCGCAACAUGGAGCCUCCUGAACUACGGAAGCCCUUGAAGAUCCACCCAAGGCCGCCACGGCCCUCCACAUUUGCCAAGCAGGCCGCCUUGCCACCAAUCCAUGAGUACCGUAUCACUCCCAAGUCCGAAGUUCCUCUCCCAACCGCUCUCAGCGAGCUGUUUGCCCUCACUGAAGAGAGGAACUCAGAGAAAGAAUCCAAGAAAGAAGUCAAUGGAUUUGCAGAAGAGAUGGGAGAGGUAGAAAAUCCAUAUCUUACCGAGGAUGAGAAGUCACAGGUUAACAACCAAGCCAAGAAACCCUACCCCUGGGAAAAUAAGCCAUACAAGACGGAGGAGGAGAUCGGCUCAUUUUUGGGAAAGCUGCAACGAGCGCCUGUGGACUACAAAGUCAUUGCUCCCAAAGCAAUUGCUAAUCAGACCAAUCUCAUCAGGGCCAACGUUCUCAAAGGGGCCUCGCUUUUGUGUGGUUUUGUGGACAAGAAGGGUAUGGAAGAGAAGCCUUAUUCCCGCUUGGACAGCAGCCUCCUUUACAGCAAGUUCAUCACCUCCGAAAAGUCCCAGUACAAAGCCCUAGAGAACGAGAAGGAUGGGGGCAACUCACCUAUGCAGCCGAUGUCAGUUGUUCUAAAGGUCAGCCGGGAAUGCCAAACAUCUCCAAAUGGACCACAAGUUGGCACAAAUGAACACCUGAGCUCUGAGUCACCACUGGCAGGGUUCCAAGUUCAGUCUUCCUCCAGGACUCCAGUGGCAAAGAUUACUUCCAGCCAGAUUCCAAUUCUUUCCAAGGAGGUACACUUUCUUCCCCAGUCGUCAUCCUGCCUGGAAACUCAGCGAAAAGACAACAGAGUUCUGAAGAUUAACACACGACCUGGGAAGAUCAUCCUGUAUUCUGAGGCAGAUUUUGGAGGACAGAAAAGAGAAGUUUGGGGUGAUGUUGUGGAUGCUACAUCCUGGGACCUUUCCCACACCAUAUCCGUCCGAGUUAUCCGAGGAGGCUGGGUGAUGUAUGAGAAACCUCGGUUCCACGGGCGCAAGUGUGUGCUCGCAGAAGGCGAUGUGGAGAUCACCAACCCUUGGAAAAUGUACCAGGAAGAAGGAGAAGUGGCUGAAAAUAUGCCGUUCCAUAUUGGCUCCCUCAAAAGGGUUGUACGGGACUAUAGGAUUCCUGAGAUCAGCUUGUUUAUGGAAGAGAACGGAGAAGGCCCCAAACAGAGGUUCACUGAUUCUACAGAGGACCUGCGGCAUCACGGCCAGCCCUUGAAGGCAGCUUCUAUCAUUGUGCACUCUGGCCUGUGGCUUGUUUAUUCAAAACCAUUCUUUGACGAUGACCCGUAUGUCUUAGAGCCGGGUGGAUAUCCCAGUCUGCAAGCCUGGGGGGCAAAGGACCCCGCUGUCUGCUCAAUGCAUCCAAUUAAGCUAGGUUGUCCCAUCGUAGAGAAACCUGGCGAGCCCAAGGCUGUGAUUUAUGAGAAGCCCCAUUUCCAGGGCCAUUGCUGGGAAGUGUGUCGUGAUAUUUAUGAUUUAAAGAAGCUAGAAAACGAUGAGGAUUUCCAGAUAUCCACUAUGGGGUCUCUGAAAAUUGUGGGGGGCUGUUGGGUUGGUUAUGAGAAGGAAGGUUUCCGUGGCCAUCAGUACUUGCUGGAGGAGGGAGAGUACCUUGACUGGUCCCAGUGGGGAGGCUACAGUAAACAGCUGGUGUCCCUUCGGCUGAUCCGGACGGAUUUCCUGGACCCAGCGCUUAUUCUGUUUGAGACCAUGGACUUUGAAGAUGGCCCCAGUGUCGAGCUUUGUGAAGCGCUGCCAGAUGUGGAGCUGGCAGGUUAUGGGACCACAACACAGUCUAUCCAUGUGCUGAGUGGUGUAUGGGUGGCCUAUGAAGACAAGAAUUUCUCAGGGGAGCAGUACAUCCUAGAAAAAGGGGUGUACCGCAACUGUGAAGACUGGGGAGCCGGCCGCUGCCUGAUCUCCUCUGUACAACCCAUCCUUCAGAUCGGAGAACACAGUCUACACUUUAUUUCAGUGAUCCAGCUUUUCUCCGGGCCAGACUUCUCAGGGGCCCACCUGUCUUUCAAGGAAGACCAGUCUUCUCUGCCAGACCUCUUCAUUCCUCGCUCCUGCAGAGUCCGUGGAGGCAGUUGGAUUCUCUAUGACAGCCACCAUUUUGAGGGUGAGCAGCAUGUGAUCUCUGAAGGCGAGUAUCCCACGCUUACCUCCAUGGGUUGCCUCUCUGCCACAGCCAUCUGCUCCUUGAAGAAGGUCCCCCUUUUUUUCUCUGAGCCCUCCAUCUUCCUGCAUGGGCUGGAAUGUUUUGAAGGGAAGGAGAUUGAGCUGAACAGUGAAGUGCGCAGCCUGCAGGCCGAGGGAUUCAACAACCAUGUGCUUUCUGUGCGGGUAAAGGGAGGCAUAUGGGUGUUGUGUGAACACAGUGAUUUCCGAGGCCGCCAGUGGAUGCUGGACAGCGUGGAGAUCACCAACUGGCUGAAGUAUAGCGGGCUUCAGCACAUUGGCUCCCUUUACCCCAUCAGGCAGAGGCGUGUCUACUUCCGAGUGAAAAAUGGAGAGCUGAAGUCCUUCCUAACUGUCCCAGAUGAUGUGGAAGACAUGAAAGCAGGACGUGUUCUGGUCUCGGAGCUCAAUGACCAGAGCAGCUCCCUCUGGUACUAUGAGGAUGGACUUCUGAAGAACCAGAUUGCUCCUGGGAUGAGCCUACAAGUGAUUGGUCCAGCCAAGGUAGGGGCCAAGGUGGUAUUAUGGGCCGAGACCCGAACGCCCCGGCAGACCUGGCGAAUUGAUUCUUUUGGGAGGAUUUGCAGCCACAUGUUUGAGAACAUGAUUGUAGAUGUGAAAGGGGGCCAAGCCUAUGACCGGGAUCAUGCCGUCAUCUGGGAUUCAUCUGACGAAAGACCCACACAGAUCUGGGACAUUCAGGUGCUCUGAGAAUGGCUGAGGCAGGAGUGCACAUGUCACACACAGAACUGGAUUUUGCCAGGUGUGACACAGGCACCUGUCCUUUCAUGACCGAGUUUUAUGGCCAAAAAGGAUGUGAGUGUGGUUUGUAGCACUGGAUCAGCAGUGGAUCCCCACAGAUCACAACCCAGAAAGGCAUAACUUGAACCCAGAAGUGACCUUUCUCUUGAAUCUCUUCGUUCUUCCUGGGAUGGGCCUGUGUUGGGGAAAGGAGGCAGAAACAAACAGGUUUUUUUCCCCAAUCUAAGCCAAACAAGAUGGAGAGCAUUUGUGAGUUCCAAGAUGUGUAUCACUCAUGAAAGGGGCAGGUGGCAUCUGUGUGAGCCAUAGGGAAGGAGCCACUGAAUGCGUAUAGGUGGUCCCAACCCGAAUAGUUUAGCUUUCUAAGACAAAAUCUGAAAUGGACACUCAUCCUCGCACAAAUAAGCUUGCACCUGUCUCUCUUCUUUUUUCCCUGAACUCUAUUUAUGUACUUGUGUAUAAUAGUUUGCCUUUUAUAAAGCUAUCUGCCUCA